Messenger RNA from Leptopilina boulardi, 5476 nucleotides. Its product is annotated as E3 ubiquitin-protein ligase TRIM33-like. Bases 204 to 3488 code for a protein of 1094 amino acids. NCBI's taxonomy places the organism in Eukaryota, Metazoa, Arthropoda, Insecta, Hymenoptera, Figitidae. Gene Ontology annotation, molecular function: zinc ion binding; protein binding. The transcript is spliced from 11 exons. The record is from RefSeq and is a predicted model, not a curated record.
GAAAAAGGAUAUAUUGUAACGACCCAUCCCUGUUCGUUCAAUAGAUGGCGCAAUUGUCGUUUGACAGGUGCGAAUGAACUGACAUUUUUAAUUCCGAAACAUGGGAGUGUGCGCAAUUUAUUUAGGCUUCUUCUAACGCCUGUUAUGUUUUUCGGAGUAAACGAAAGAGAAGAAGAAGAAAUUUUUCAUUUUCACGGCGUACAAUGGACGCCUGUGGAAGUGAUAACUUGACCCCUGGACCAUCUGUAACAGUGAAAGAAGAAAUUAGCGAUCAAUUAUCAACAGUGAGUGAACAAAAUGUAACAAUAACUGAACAACAAACAAGUUGCACCAGUGAACUCGAUAAUGAUCAACAAAUUGAAUGCACAACAGAAGGUCAUGGAAAUGAUAUUCGUGCAUUAUUGGCAAAAUGUGUUGUUUGCAACAAAACCUUUACCUCGAACGAUAACCUUAAACUUUUAGAGUGCCUUCAUACAAUUUGUUCCGCGUGUGUCGCAGAGAAAUGCAAUGACCAUAACACAUCCGUGGAUACUGAAGUUCUCUUGGAGUCGAAUCAUGUUGUUUGUACAUCUUGCAAUGUGACAAGCCAUGCGGAUAAUUUGAUAGAAAAUCAAUUCAUCUCGAAGGUUACUCAAGAAGAAUGCAAUGCAGGUCCUGAAGAAGAAAAUAAAGAUGGAGAAGAAGAAAAACAAUGCACAAGCUGUAGCGAAGAUGCAAGAGCUACAAGCUAUUGUAUUGACUGCGAGGAGUUUAUUUGUGAAAAUUGCGUUAUGGCGCAUCAAAGGUUAAAAAUUACUAAAGAUCAUACAAUUCAACCAAGAGGAUCAAUCGCUAACGAUGACAGUACAAAAAAAGUUGAAAAGAAAAAUGAAGGUUAUUUAUAUUGUCUUAUUCAUCCUCAUGAACAAUUGUCGUUAUUUUGUCAAACAUGUGAUCGACUUACCUGCCGAGAUUGUCAACUUACUGAUCAUCGUGAUCAUAAAUAUAAUUUUAUUCACGAAAUUGCUGCCACAACGCGUACUUCAGUUUCAACAUUAUUAAAAGAAGUUAGUUAUAAAAGAGUUUUGUUAAAAAGUGCGAUGAAAGUAAUAGAAGACAGACAAGUUCUAAUAUUGGAAAAAAAGAAAAAUUUAGUUCAAGAUAUUACAAAUAUGGUUGUACAAUUAACAAAUGCAAUCAACGUUAGAAGUAAACAAUUGGUAAUGCGACUAAACGAAGUUUGCGAUCAAAAACAAAAUACAUUAAACGAAAAGAAAACUGCCUUGGACCAAUUAUCAAAAUUAACGGAUCAUUGUAUUCAAUUUGUCAGUUAUGCAUUGGACAAAGGAUCCGAUGUCGAGCUACUCUACAGUAAAAAAUCAAUUACAAGUCAUUUGCAACGGAUAAAAAGUAAACGAGCGGAUAUUCCAAAUCCGGAAAUUCCUGUGAGAAUAAAUCUUUCGUUAGAAAAGUUGCCAGAUCUAAAAAAAGUGCUAUCAUCGAUAGGUGGUAUUGUGGUUGAUGGUAGAGUGUAUCCAUCAACAACUUCAGCGCCGGAGAAAGCUUCGACUCCCGUUCCGUUGCCUGAGCAACCAGCUAAACAACCAACUCCAUGUCCACCUGUUCACGUAGAUGCUCAACCAUUACCACCUCCACCCCCUCCUCUUAAUGCUGCGCAACAUCCGAUGAAUUCGAUACCUCCACACGCGAACAAUAUACCACCAAAUUAUCAACGAAUGAUUCAUCAUGUUCCACCUCAACAGCAGCAGCAGCAACAACAACAACAAUUACAACCACCUCAACAUCAAAUACCUCAACAUCAAGUACCACCUCAGCAUCCAUCGCAACCAACACCUCCUCAACAUCCACCACAACAACUUCAAACCCACGUACCAAAUCACAUGCAACAUUAUCCAUCUCACAAUAUGCCACCACGAUCAUCCCCCCAAAAUCGAAUGACAUAUAAUACAAAUUUCACAAAUAGCAUGCAACAACAUCAAAAUAUAAUGUUACCACAAAAUACUGGCCUCACAGCACAUCAACAACAGGUGACAUCAUCAACCCAUCCCCAUCAACAAGUACAUUUCGAUCAAAUGAAUUCAAACGCAAAUCUUCGUAAUCUUCUCGCCUAUCGUCCACAAUCACAACCACAACCAAAUCCCAUGCAUUAUCGAAUGCCAGCAGGACGUUAUCCAAUGCCUGGACCACAACAAAGGUCAAUUUUAGGCCUUCCCUAUCAACCAAAUGCACCACCAAUGGUACGACUUCCAGCCUAUAAUAAUGCAAAUGUCAAUCAACAUUUAAAUUAUCCUCCCCAUCAACAACAACAACAACAACAACAGCAGCCACAGCAGCAACAACAACAACAAGCAGCACGGUGGCAUAUUCCACAAAAUAUGAAUUCCUGUCUUCCACAUCCUGCUCGUCAACAAUCAAUGCCUUCAAUGCAAGUUCCUCACAAUGAUAGUUAUAAAAUAACAUUAAAAAAUCCACCAGCCUAUAAUAAUAAUGAAAGAUUUCCGAAUAUUAAUCAAAAUUCACAUACUUCCAAUCAAUCGGCAAAUUCACCAUCAUCGGGACAAACAAUAAGUUCAUCAAUGCCAAAAACACCAAGUCCAACAUUACUUGAAAAAUGUGAUGAAAUGGAAAAGAAUUUGGAUAAAUUUUGUCAAAAAAAUAUGAAUGAUUUAAUGAUGACUAUUGCUAAAUUAGAUAGUAAUGGAAUUGUCGUUAUACCAGAGGAACAAAAAAAUCAAUUGGACUCAAGUCAAGUUGAUAGUUCUACUGAUGAAGGUGUUCAUUCUAUUGGUUCGGCGAGUGUUCAAAGUUCUUUAAGUACUGCUAAAAGUACGCCAACAUCAAUAUCAAAAGACGAUCCAAAUGAAGAUUGGUGUGCUGUUUGUAUGGAUGGAGGUGAAGCGGUUCUUUGUUGUGAUAAAUGUCCAAAAGUCUUCCAUUUAUUUUGUCACAUACCUGGAUUAAAAACAUUUCCUGAUGAGAGUGAAACUUGGCAGUGUAUGUUGUGUACAAAUGUAUUGGACUGUUCGGAAGAUCCAAUUGGUGAGAAACGUCCAAAUUGUAUGACAGCACGAGAAUUAAGAAUAGCGCAAAGAAUUGUUCUCGAACUUUAUUGUCAAUAUGAACAAAGUCUACCUUUUAGAGAAGUCGUUUCACCUGAGCAGAUUCUCGAAUAUCAUAAGAUUAUUAAAAAGCCAAUGGCCCUGGAUAUCAUCAGAAAUAAAUUGAAAACUGAUAAUCCCGAGCAUUACACAGAUUUAAGACAUGUUAUGGCCGACAUACGAUUAAUGUUCAAAAACGCUUUCACCUAUAAUCCUGUUGAAUCGCAAAUUUAUCAGGAGGCCCGUAAUUUAGAAGAAUUUUUCGAAAAAUUAUUACUAAAAUGGGCGCCAAAUUACGCUUAUGACGAUCCUUUCCUGGCGGCCGAAGGUGAUGAGGAUGAGGAAGUUGCCCCACCAAACAGGAAAUACCGUCGCAUUAUCAGUGAUUAAAAAGUAACAAAAAAAACAACUUAUGCCUUAUUUGUUUAAAUUAAAUUAUCCAUAAUGAUAUAGAAAUUUUAGAUUAAAAAAAAAGAAAACAGAAUUAUUAUCUGGAUUGAAAUAUUUUGACUCGCUAUUCAAAUAUUUGAACAUGUUCGAAAUUUAUGAAUUCAAAUUGAAAACAAAGAAAAAUUUAAUCCAUUUAAUAUAUCGGAUUUAAUAAUGUAAUAUUUUUCGACUUUUUACAAAAAAAAUUAUCGCACUUUUUCAUAAAAUAUUUAACACACUACAAUCCCAUUAAAGAAAAUAAUAAUAAUUGAAUGAAAUUACAAUUUUCGAUUGACUGUUGAAAAAUUGUAAAGUCGAAAAAUAUGAAGAAUACAAAAGAAAAAAAAAAGGUGUAUCAAAAUAAUGAAAAACAAUCAAUAUUGUUGCUUUCAUAUAUAUUUUUUUUCUUGAAAUUUUAAAUGUUCACUUAAACCUUUUUAAAUUAUAUAUGCUAGAUUCUGCAUUAUAGAUUGUUUAAUAGUUGAAUAUGUUAAUUACAAAUCAAAUCGAAUGCGAUUUGUUCAUUUAGAACAAAUUUUGAAGGGAAUACAUACUUUUGGUAUAGUUUUUGGGGUUUUUAAUAUUAAGUAGGAAUAACUAUGUAAAAUAACAAUUACGAUUGUUUUAGUUGAUAAAAAGUAAUUGUACGUUAAGAAAAAUCAUUUUUCUUGUUCAAGAACAAGAAUAAUUAAUUUGUAUAAUAGUUUAUAUAUCGCAUUAUUUUUAAAUACUUGGAAUGAACUUUUUCUUCUUAACGAAUUCAUUUUUAAAAACCAACAACUGGUUUUUUUUUUUUUUUUUGAUCAAGUGUUCUAAUUCUAUAUUAGAUUUUUAGAUAAAAAAUUUUUUUUUUACUAUAAUUGGAAAUCGAUUUCAAUGUCUUACUAGUACUGCAUAUUUAAAUGAAAGGAAAAAAGCAAAAACGCACUUUAAUUUUACAAUCUAGGAGAAAUGGUAGAUUAAAAUAUAUCUUAAAAUAAUAAGUAUAUAUACAAUAUAAUCGUAUCUAUCUCCAUGUAGAUUUGUAAAAGCAAAUUUUAUCAAAACCAAAAUUCAAAAUCGUCAAUGUUACAUUAUUUAUAAUUAUAUAAAUUCUAAUUAAUUUUACUGAUAGUUAAAAUUUACCACCAGUGGAUUUUGCUGUUUAUUUUUCUGUGUUGAAUGUUCACAAAUGACGUUAUUUAAUUUCAUCACUCAAAAUAAAAUCGAUCUUUUAAUAUUAAGUUUUCUAAACUUUUUAAUUAAACCCAUUUUUAUAAAUUAAGAUUAUUUAAAAAUUAAUUAGCGAUACCCAAGGAAAAUAAUAAAGCAAUUUUAAUUUUUGUUUUUUUAUUUUUAAAUAAUAAUAUUACAAUUAAGGGAAUUAGUGUCCAAUGUUUUGAAGAUAAUACAUAAUAGGAACAUUUUCAACAUUUAGCAUGCUUUCAACUCAAGCACUUCAACACAAACUUUCCCAAUAAAAAUUUUAUAUUCAAAAAAAAAAAUUAGAAAACUUUCAUUUUACAAAAUUUCAGCUACAAAUUUUAAGAAAAAAAAAAAGCAAAAAUAUAAUCCUUUUUUUACAUUUAAUUUAUAUUUUUAUAAACAAAUUUAAUUAUAAAAAGAAAAAACUUAUAAAAACUAUAUAUUAAUUCGAAUUUUGAAUUCAGAACUUAAGUUUUUUGUUUCAACAAUUUUAUUUUUAUCACAUACGCAAAAAACUUUUUCUUUGUAAGAAAAAGAAUUUCUAGAGCCUAAGUACAAUAAAAUUUAUUCAGUCUUUCAAAAAAUCUUAAUCAGUCUCGCUCGCAUGCGCACUUAUGUUCCUUUUAUCAAUCGAAAAUUUCGCUAUUUUGCACUAAUAAGAAGCAGCGCGGUAAUAUUUUUUGUUUUUGUUUCUUUUUUUUAAUUUUCAUAUGGACGAAAGUAUCAUUUUUUUUUCUUUUUCUUCCUCUUCUUUCGUCAAUAUA